AUGGAUGUAAUGUCCAGGAUAAUACCCACACUAAAUCAAAAAAUUUGGUUAGAACACGACAUCAAACGCAUUGAACAGCUAUAUGAUGGGGGGAAAAUCAUGCAAUUCCCGGCACUACAAACCGUGUACAACCUCCCAAGUAAGAUGCUGUUUCCGUACCUGCAACUUAAGUCAUGCCUACAACACACCCGACCCCAAACACUACACGAUGAACCUCUCCAGGAAUUAUCUACCUUUGAAAAAAUCUGCACAAACGCACUACCCCCCAAAAAAGUGAUAUCACUGUGCUAUAAAGCCUUGAUCCACUCCCAGACUAACAUUAAAAUCACGUAUAAACAUGCAUGGCACAAAGAACUGAACCAAACAAUCAGCGAGGAACACUGGACAAAAGCAUACUCAUCACACAGAGGCAUCACGUCAUGCACUAAUCAUUUAGAACUCCAAAGGAAAAUUCUAUAUCGCUGGUACCUGGUACCAGAGAGGAUUCACAAAAUAUGGCCACAAUCCUCCACGAAUCAAUGCUGGAGGUGCAAGCAACAGGUGGGAACGAUGUUACACACAUGGUGGUCCUGUGAUAUCAUACAACCAUUCUGGCGCAAGGUGGGACAUCUCAUUCAACAAAUAACGAACACCAACGUAGAGCCCACGAUAGAGAUGUGCCUCCUAUAUAUACCACCAGAAAACUUAACUAGGGCUCAAUGGGCAACUACCUACCACAUUUUAAUAUCAACCGCAAUGUUGAUAGCUAGAUUAUGGAAAUCCCCUUCUGCACCGAACUUCAGUACCCUCCUUAACCAAAUCAACACCAACUGGCAGUACGAAUCAAUGCUGGUACAUCAAAGAGGCCUAAAUAAAUCAAUGGCAAAAGCCAACUUGGUUUGGAAAGAAUACUGGGAGGCAAACAAAGCUGCUCACACCUUACCAAACCCCAAAAAUAACUCACCCGAAGCCCCAGUAACCACAGACACACUCAAAUGAGGCACCAAAAUAGUUUGAAACCCCACCAUGGCCCAAGCAAAAAGGGCUAGCCCAUAAUCUCCUACUCUUACGUUCAUGAGACAUAGCAAAUAACACCACUAUACAGUCAAAUGGAUUAGAGGAGAGGAGGUGGGGAGACUAACACCUAACACCAAUCACCAGUUGCGGGAGAUAGACUAGUCAAACACAGGCAUACUCCAGGAAAACAGAAACUAAAAGCCAACAGGAAACGAGUCAGGGAAUACUCAG
Messenger RNA from Pelobates cultripes (western spadefoot toad), 1227 nucleotides. NCBI's taxonomy places the organism in Eukaryota, Metazoa, Chordata, Amphibia, Anura, Pelobatidae. The record is from the annotation of a GenBank genome assembly.